ACGGACUCAGGUCACCAUGGCAACGCGGCGGGACCGGAGGCUGCUCGCGGCUGGCGUUCCGGCAGCCGAGAUGCCGCCCCCGCCUGGGCCUCAGGACCAGGCCCUGGACGCCCUGCUGGCCCGCAAGGAGGAGGAGUGGCGGGCGCUGCAGGCCCGGCGCUGGCAGGUGCAGGAGGCCGCCCUGCAGGACGCUCAGCGCCAGCUGGAGGAGGCGCAGGCGAAGCUGCGGCGCCUGCAGGAGGACUUCGUCUACAACCUGCAGGUGCUAGAGGAGCGGGACCGCGAGCUGGAGCGCUACGACGCCGCCUUCGCCCGGGCCCGCGGGCUGGAGGAGGCCCGGCAGGCCGAGGUGAGCGAGCUCCAGAUCGAGGUGGCCAAGCUGAGGCAGGCGCUGGCCCGCGAGGCCCGGCGGCUGGAGGACGCGCAGCAGCAGCAGGAGCAGAGGCUGCGGGAGCACCGCCUGGAGCUGGAGCGGGUGCACAGUGACAGGAACAGUGAGCUGGACCAGCAGCAGGAGCAGUACAGAAACCUGAAGUGGAAGCUGGAGCGGAGGCUGGAGGAGCUGGACGGCGAGCUUGCCCUGCAGCGGCAGGAGCUGCUCCAGGAGUUUGAAUCUGAGAUGCAGAAGCGGGAGCACGGGUUCCGCCUGCAGGCCGACAGCAUGAGCAGUGUGGUCCUGGCGCACGAGCUCAAGGUCAAGCUGUUGAACAAGGAGCUGGCGGCCCUGAGAGAGGCCGGGGCACGGGCGGCGGAGUCCCUGCAGAGCACGGAGGCGGCGCGUGCCGAGCUGGCGGGCCAGCUGCAGCGCAAAGAGCUGGAGCUCAGGGACCUGGCCGCCGUGAAGGACGCCAGGAUAAAGGACUUAGAGGAGACACUUCGCUGGGCGCGUGUCACCAGGAAAAAAGAAGAGGAUUCGCUCAGGAGGAAGCACGAGGAGCUGGACCGUCUGGCCCGGGAGAGAGACGCGGCGCUGGCGGCGGCCGAGAGCACGCACGAGGAGCAGCUGCGGGCGGCCGAGGCCCGGGCCCUGGAGCUGCAGGCGCGCUGCGAGGGCCUGGAGGUGCAGCUGCGCCGGGCCGAGUGGGGACAGACGGCCGCCUCCCGGGAGAGGGACGCCACCAUUGACAAACUCCGGGAAGAUGCGUCGGCUCUGAAAUCCGCCUGGGAUGCCGAGGUGGCCCGGCUGUCCAGGGAGAUGACGGCCCAAGACCUGCAGGUCCAGUCGCUGCGGGAAAAAGAGGGGGAGCUGAAGGCACAGCUGGCCAGAUGCCAGCAGGACGUCGGAAGGUAUAAGCAGCAGCUGUCCCUGGCGGCGGAGAGGGAGCAGAGCCUGGAGCGGGAGAAGGUGCAGCUGGAGCUGGACUGGCAGCGCCGCUGCGACGGCGUCGAGCGCGAGCAGUACCAGCGGUCCGAGGACUUGAUUCAGGGCCUGACCGCAGCCAGAGACCAGGCUGCCGCCAAGCUCCAGGAGGCAGAGCGGGUGCUGCACGAGCAGGACGUGGUGCUGAAGGCGGUGACCCGGGAGCGAGACCAGGCCCUGCAGGCGCUGCGCACCCACGGGCCCCGCCCUGAGGAGGCGCAGACGCUCCUGAGGCCUCGUGAAGAGGAAACGAGGACCCGCUCUCCGGCUCUCGCGGUGCAGCGGCUGCAAGAGCAGAACGCGAGCUUGCGAAGUGUCAUCGCGCAGAUGAGACAAGAGAUGGAGACGCUCAGUGACCAGAUGCUCCCUCCUGCCCGCUUAGGGGCGGGGGCCCCCGAGGCCACCCAGGACCCGAAGGCAGCAGCUGAUCCCACCGUUCCUGGUUACGUUCUGGCUCUUGAAGCAGAAAUGCGACACCUAAAGCAUAAAUUUAAAACCCUGGAGGAACACCUGGAAGUGUCAGAGCCUUGGAAGACCCCCUCGUCCUGCGCCGGUGCUCAGCCCGGUGUCCCGGCUUCCGCAGAUGCUGCCGGAGGAGCUGUGCCCGGCGACAGCACCUCCACGGGACUGGCGCUCCGGAAGCUCCGAGACAGGGCACGGCUCUUGAACUUCCUGGUGGCGCGGCUCAGACGGAAGGUGCUGCAGGAGCCCCUGGACGUGGACACCGUUCAGCGAGAGCUUCCCCACGAGCUGGACCAGGUGCGCCUGGAGGUUCUGCAGCUGCAGAGGCAGGUGGCUGAGCUGGAGCAGCAUCUCGGGGCGGCCCGGAAGGAAGGCGGCGGCACCUUGGACACUGCGGGCCUCGGAGCAGAGGGCCCCACGGAGGCAGACGGAGGGCGUGCGGGCACCGGGGAUCCGGGGGCACAGCCCCCCCAGGCCCUGUGUGUGCCCCGGCUCCAGAGGAAGCUCAGGGAGGCGGCAAGGAAAAUCCUGCGGCUGCGCCUGGAGAAGGAGCAGCUCCUGGAGCUGGGGAACCGGCUCCGUGCAGAGCUGGGCCGCCUCCCCGGUGGCGAGUGCCCUGAGAUGACCUGUCAGGUCAUGAACCCCGUGGCGGUGGCCGCGGUCAUCACGCAGUGCAGGGACGCGCUGCCCAGGAAGGGUCCUCCCAUCACUUGACAGCAGCACAAACGCGAGCCCGGCCCCCACCCCGCGGUGCUGGGGAAGGAAGCAGGUGGAGAGAGGCCCCCACUGCCCUCUCGGUAGCUCUGCUCACGGCUGCCCUGCCCUCCAGGCUUGCCCUCCGGUGGGCCCUCACCCCCCGGGAGCUGCCGGAGCAGCCCCGUCGCCGCCGAAUGAAGAUGCUGCCCUUAUUCGUUCCACAGCCCCCGAGGCCUGGGGUCGGGCUCCCCACGGCCACGAACGACCCUCUUGGGUCCGCGUCUGCGGACAGGUGCGUGGCCCAAAGCCCGCGGGGCCCCUGAGCUCGGCCCGCCCCUCCCCUCCUCCGGGCGGGUGGGUGGCAGUGUCGGGAGCCACCUGUCCUCGACCCUGGCCGUUUCCACUCCCGGGGCCCCGCUGUGGUGGCCGGCUUCGCGUCCCGCGUCCCUCAUCCCUCCCCUGCGCCCUGCUGCCCGCAUCCUGCCCGGCUCUUACCUCGGGGCAGGGGGGCGCAUCUGCGGUUCACAGCGCGAGGGAGCAGGCCCCGCCCUCGGCCGCCGCCCUGGACCUUCGUCUGUCACCACCAGAGAGCCCUCAGCCAGAGCCCGCGGUGUAGCUCGGGCCCCUGUGCGUGGACAAGGGGAGGUGACGGACAGGUCCCCACCUGCAGGGCAGCGGAGGGGCUUCGCGCCUGGCCUCUGCCCCGCUCCCUCCUCACCGGCUCUGUGGCCGCCUGCUCCAGAAUGUCAGAGGCCUGGAACCACACAGGGUGGAGCCUUUGACAUUUGACAUUUGAAAAGUCUUUGUUGUUUUCUGAUCGUGAAAAGGCUGCUUGUGCUAUAAACCUUGAAAUGCGUGCUGUGAAAUUGCUGGUUUCUGCUGGGAAGCACAAAUCACUAACUAGUAGUCCGGUUGGUUCACCACUCAGCCACGACGGGAGGUCCUCUUUCUGCUGAAUUUUUGAUUCAUCAAGAAAUGAUUUGGGAGUUCCCGUCGUGGCGCAGUGGUUAACAAAUC
This is a messenger RNA of Phacochoerus africanus (Common warthog), 3535 nucleotides long. It is a transcript of the gene CCDC57, whose product is annotated as coiled-coil domain containing 57. The record is from RefSeq and is a predicted model, not a curated record. Lineage: Eukaryota; Metazoa; Chordata; Mammalia; Artiodactyla; Suidae. The transcript is spliced from 16 exons. Bases 17 to 2536 code for a protein of 839 amino acids.